Podarcis raffonei (Aeolian wall lizard) is the source of this 2827-nucleotide messenger RNA. RefSeq names its product DLG associated protein 5 (gene DLGAP5). Gene Ontology annotation, biological process: chromosome segregation; centrosome localization; regulation of mitotic cell cycle. Lineage: Eukaryota; Metazoa; Chordata; Lepidosauria; Squamata; Lacertidae. Bases 119 to 2701 code for a protein of 860 amino acids. Gene Ontology annotation, molecular function: microtubule binding. The record is from RefSeq and is a predicted model, not a curated record. The transcript is spliced from 19 exons. Gene Ontology annotation, cellular component: nucleus; cytoplasm; spindle pole centrosome.
CAUUCCGACGCCGACGACCAAUCAGCGGCGGGGACUAUAAUAUUUGAAUCUGAGGAGAGCCGAGAGGCGGUUGGGGGGUCGACGCUGGAGCGGGGAGGCCGCGUUUGAAAACAGCAAGAUGGCUGCCACUUUUGCUGCUCGGUACAAAAAGGACCUAAGUACGGAGGCCUUGAAGACAAAACUUGCCCACCGAAAGUCCAUUUCCCAAAAGGAGAGCAGACACAAGGAAUUUAAUAAAGGCAGGCAGUUUGGACUCAUUGAUGUCAACACACAGGCAUCAAGAAAUGGUGAGCCUUCACUGCUGGAGGAGUCAGGUGAAGGAUACUUCCUAAGGAGCAGCACAAAGCCAAGCCAGAAAUCAAGUGUUUCAGCUAAGUCUCGCGAACAGGAGCGUUUGGAAAUGCUACAGCGUUACAAAGCUGAGAAAGAACUACGGAAGUUAAAAGAGCAGAGAAAGCCCAUAUUUAAAUGUGGGCAAUUCAAACCAGAGGCACCUGGCUUCCUUUCAAAACCAUCAAGUAUACCGGUGCUCAGCAAGCCAAGGGAGACUGUAACAAAAGCAGCAAGUGUGGAAACGCGGUUAACAAGGUCAAAGGUGAAGAACCAACUGCAAGAAUCAAUCAGACCACCAGCUAGACCACCGCAAUCCGUGAUGGUACCUAGCAAGGGUUCCACUCUGCAAACAGCUCAGCAUAACCAGAGGCAGAUCUACGUCGACAAACCCCCCAAAGAGAGGAAAGGGAUACAGCCUUCAACUUCCGCAACUGCUGCUAGAAGAGCUACAAGGGCCACCGCUGCUGCCGUGACAAAAAUACCACAGAUAUCUCGGCCCGCUGUGAGUGCAGGUUUUCCGCCGCAGAAAAGGGAAGCAAGUAACAGCAAGCAGCAGCAGAGAGGGGUCAGAAAUGCAAAGGCAACAGUGUUGAGUGGCGUGAAAGAGAAUCAUUCAGUGGAGCCUCUGAUCACCCAAAUCCCUUUGGCUACAGCCGCAAAGCUGAAGAAAGAAAACGUGGAGAAAGAAAACCUUCCAGCCCCUAUCAUCCUGGCUCCUGCACCACAAAGGAGAGAGCGCUCAUUUGCCCCUCAGAAUUUUGUGUUCAAGCCUCUGGAGGGUUUGACCGCCUACAAAGUCAAGCCAAUGUCCCCUUCCAAGGCAGAUGUAUUUCUGUCGCCCAAUCUUUGCUGGAGCCCUGCAGAGACCGCCAGCAAAGUCCCUGGAGAAGGUGCUCUGGAAGCUUUGCCACAGGACUGUGGGCUUAAACAGAAGGUCUCUAGCCCAGGAAUGACAAAGGCAGAUCUUGAGGAACAUCCAUCUGUACUUGAAUUUCCAGAUGCUAACAGAGAAUGUGUAACUGAAGAAACAAUGGAUGCGACUCCCUUUGAAAAGCAGAUCAAUGCACAGAAAGUGGAUCUGCCAGCCAGCGAUUCAUCUGACCCAGCAGGAGAGCCACCACACAAUGUGCCCUAUUUCAGAAACCUCCUUCGGUGUGAGGCAGAGAGACUGGCAUCACAUUGCCUUGAGUGGGACGGAGCAGCUGAGGCGGAUAUUCCAGAGGAUGCCAAAGAUCUUGUCCGUACCACUGUUGGGCAAACCAGGCUGCUGAUAGCCGAGAGAUUCAAGCAGUUUGAAGGGCUGGUAGAUAACUGUGAGUUCAGACGCGGAGAAAAGGAAACAACCUGUGAUGAUCUGGAUGGAUUCUGGGAUAUGGUGAACUUCCAAGUAGAAGACGUAAAGAAAAAAUUUGAGAACUUGAGGAAACUCCAGGAGAAUGGAUGGCAAAUGGCAGACAAUGUCCAGGCCAAGAGACCCCUCAAGAAGAAGGCAGCCCCUCAAAGGGCAACCAAAGCAGGGGGUGGCUCGGUUGAAAGGAGAGCAGCCCGAAAGCGCCUUGCAGCGAUAAAGGCAGCCGUGAAGAACAAGAUGAAAGCAGAAGGGCUGAUGGUGGAGGCUGCAGGUCAAGAAACCCCAAAGGAAGUGGAGAAAGUGACGUUCGAUGGAGGGUUUUUCAAAAUUGAAUCACCCAGGCCCUUCCCAGGCAGGACUCCUCAAUCUACAAGCAGGACUUCCAGGCGGAUGACUCCAAGAUCUGCCAACAGAGCCCUGCUUCAGAGCUGUGCAGAUACCUGUGUUGUAAGGCUAGGCACGCCAACCGCGUCCAACGCCAUUCCUCCUCCUUCGGAUCCAAGUGCAGUGUUGGAACCUGCCAGAACUGACCUCUGCUGCAUUUCUGAACAAUGUGACAUCCAAGCUGUGGAGGAACCCUGUGCUACAGCAGAAGACAUGGCGAAAGAAGCUGCUGAUGUACAAACAGCCACUUGUGACUGCCGAUCACCCUUGUGUGAUAUAGAUGACUUGAUUUCUACCGAUUCUCAGGGCCUGGAAGGUUCCAUUGAUAAAAUAGAAGUUCCAGAAGCUACAGAAGAGGUGAAACAGAUGAUUGCAGAUCUGGGCGAACAGGAUGUUCUUUCAUGGAGUCCCAAGGAGGAUUCCCAGCCUGAAGGAACCUGCUCCCAGGCUGAAGAACUGCCCACUCCAGAAUGUCAAACAGGUUCUCUUCUCGGUGACUUCUCCAGCGAUGCUGCAGUGCUUGAACUCCAGCCCAGCCUGGAUGAAAGCCUUUUCGUCACUCCGAGGAACCAGGCGGAGAAAUUUGUGGCCAACCCAAGCAACGACCUCAUUGUUUUCUCUCCACUUACUUAAUCAGAAGGGGCAGAAUAAGAUUGAUUUUUAUUUACAAACCGGGGUGGGUGGGGGGAGUGGGUAAAAGGAAAUUUACUGUGGUUUUUUCUGUUUUUAAGUACUCCUAUUAAAUGUUUAUUAAAGUUU